Messenger RNA from Xiphophorus couchianus (Monterrey platyfish), 8207 nucleotides. It is a transcript of the gene mcf2l2, whose product is annotated as MCF.2 cell line derived transforming sequence-like 2. Gene Ontology annotation, molecular function: guanyl-nucleotide exchange factor activity. Gene Ontology annotation, biological process: intracellular signal transduction. The transcript is spliced from 34 exons. Gene Ontology annotation, cellular component: cytoplasm. The record is from RefSeq and is a predicted model, not a curated record. Bases 670 to 4215 code for a protein of 1181 amino acids. NCBI's taxonomy places the organism in Eukaryota, Metazoa, Chordata, Actinopteri, Cyprinodontiformes, Poeciliidae.
CUUAUCAAGCUCCACCAGUUUCUUGUAAAUGGGAUUGAUUUCAUUUCUUCGCCAUUUGUCAAGAGGCUUUUUUAAAAUUAUUAUUUUGAGGUAUUUCUUUUGUGUAAAAUUAUUAUUUUUUCCUCACUUUGAGGAGAGGAAUAUCAUGAAAAAGCUGGACAUCUGGGUAGUUAAUGCCUUCUUGGAUAAUUAUUGAGUAAAAUGUUCUGUUUUUUCACUUAAAAAGUUUAGUUUUUUGGCCUAAGUUGGAGCAUAUUACCCCAGUUUAAAAAGCUUUUUGUAUUCUCAGAGUGCUACAUGUUUAAUUCUUAAUAAUUUUUUUUACAUCUUAUUUCAUCAACUAAUUUUGUUUUUUGCCAGUUUUUUAAUGUUUCUUUUGCACUUACUUUAUCAAAAUGGAAAUAAAUUGAUGGAUAUGCUUUGUCUUGAGACACAUCUGGGAGUGGCAUCAUCGCUAACAUCACAGGACAGAUCUGGUUACAGGAAGUGGAGGAGUUGUCAUUAAAAUUUGUUUGAUUAACAAGAAUAAAAUAAAAUUAAAGGAGCCACCUGGCUGAACUACUGAGAAGAAAACCUUAGAAAUCUGGGAGAGAAAACAGGAGUGAAAUCAGACAGAAAGAGGUGUGGCAGCAGAGGAAGGGAGAGAGUGGAUGCUCCCCACACCCUGAGAUGCUGUGCUGGCUGAGGGAGGACGAGAUGUCGGUUCAGGAACUGCUACAACGAGUGCAGUGUGUCAUCACGCAUGUCGAUGAAAUCAUGCAACAGGAGAUCAGGCCCCUGCUGGCUGUGGACAUCAUAGAGCAGCUUCAUCGGCAGUUUGCUUUACUUUCAGGAGGGCGAGGAAAGGACAGUGCCCCCAUCAUCACUUUCCCAGAGUGCUCAGGCUUCAAUGAAGUGCCAGAGGAAGAUUUCCUUAAUGUAGUCACCUAUCUGACCAGCAUACCCAGCUUGGAUGCUGCCAGUAUCGGCUUUAUCAUCAUCAUCGAUCGACGUAAGGAUAAAUGGAGUUCAGUGAAGGCCUCUCUAUCCCGGAUUGCUGGAGCAUUUCCAGGAAACCUCCAGUUGGUGUUGGUGCUGAGACCUUCCAGAUUCUUUCAGAGGACAAUAGCUGAUAUUGGAAUAAAGCUCCACAAGGAUGACUUUAAAAUGAAGAUUGUUAUGCUGAACUCUCUGUCAGAUCUUCAUGGGUAUGUGGAUAAAAGCCAGCUGACCCAGGAGUUUGGAGGAAGUCUUGAGUACUCUCACAGUCAGUGGAUACACCACAGAACUGCCAUAGAAAACUUUGCCUUGACAGUGAAAACUACAGCGCAGAUGCUACAGAGGUUUGGGUCGGAGCUGGCAGAGACGGAGCUUCCCAAUGACGUCCAGAGCACCAAAGACCUGCUCACAGCGCACACUGACAAACACAAUAACCUCAAGGAGGAGCUGAGGCUAGCUUUAAGACAAGGCAGCACCUUGUUUACCUGCAUCAAGGACCAGACAGCCAAAUCGGAGAGCCACAAACUCAAACCUGACGAGAUGGAGAACCAGACAACAGUGGAAAGACUCCUGGCCCAGCUUGAUGAGACAGAGAAUGCUUUCGAACAGUUCUGGUGUAAGCAUCAUCUGAAGCUGGAGCAGUGCCUGCAGCUGCGCCAUUUUGAACAGGAUUUCAGAGAGGUUAAAGUGACUCUGGACACACGGAUGGACUCCCUUAAAAGCCUUUCUGAUGCUGGAGAUUGUGUGGCCAGAGUGGAACAUCUGCUAAAGGAGCUCAAAACACUUGAGGAAAAGGUUCAGCCCACACUAGAAAAGGCCCAGCUCCAUGCCAUGCAUGGUGACCAGCUCAUCCAAAGUGACCACUACGCCGUGGACUCCAUCCGGCCAAAGUGUGUGGAGCUCCGGCGGGUCUGCGAUGAUUUCAGCAACGAAGCCAAGAAGAAGUCUGAUGUCUUGUCUAAGUCUUUGCAUGUACACAUGGGUAUUGAGAAGGUUAACCAGUGGUGUGAGUCUGGCAUCUACCUACUGGCUUCCCAAGCUGUGGAUAAGUGUCAGUCACAGGAAGGGGCAGAAUCAGCUUUAACAGACAUUGAAAACUUCUUGGAGUUGGCAGAAAAGAACCACGUGACAGAACUGAGGAACCUCCACAACCAGUAUGAGGUUAUCCUGUCAGAGGAUGUAAAGGGCAGGGUCCUGAAAGCACUCGGGCGACUGGAGGAUGUUCAAGAGAUGUUUGAGAAGCGACGUGUUAGCCUGAAGAGGCUGUCAGCCAAACAGACCAGACCCAUUCAGCCAGUGGCCCCACGGCCUGAGUCGUCUCCUAAACGCCCUGCACCAAAGAACCCUGCCAGGACUCCUGGGGGCCAGCAGCCCUUGGCUAGAAAGCUCUCUGAUAACUUAAACAGUGGCAAGCAGCCAGCUGAAGCAGAUCCUAACAAGAAGAAGAACAUACGCAAGACCAAGGGCAUCAAGAUUGAGGUGAUGCAUGAGGAAAGCCAGGGAGGCUCCACCCAUGUUGCUGUAUCAAACGAGAGUGAGGAGAGCCUGUCCAAUAGACGCAGACACAUAAUGACAGAGCUGAUUGAAUCAGAAAGAAUUUAUGUGGAGGAAUUACAGAACAUCAUGGAGGGCUAUGUUGCUGAGCUGAAUAACUCGGGGCUUUGCCAUCUCAUCCCCCCCACGCUAGAGAAUAAGCAAGACGUGCUGUUUGGCAACCUGCCAGAAAUAUAUGAUUUUCAUAACAAAACAUUCCUCAUGGAGCUGGAGAACUGUGCAGAGAAUCCAGAACUGGUUGGAACCUGUUUUUUGAAGAGGAAAGAAGAGCUUCAGGUGUAUGAGAAGUACUGCCAGAAUAAACCCCGCUCUGAGGUGGUGUGGCGGCAGUGUGGAGACAGCCUCUUCUUUCAGGAGUGUCAGAAGAAACUGGACCAUAAACUGUCCCUGGAUGCCUACCUGCUGAAGCCUGUACAGAGGAUCACCAAAUACCAGCUUAUGCUUAAGGAAAUGUUAAAAUGCAGUAAGGGAGAGGGGAUGGCUGAGCUGGAGGAGGCCUUAGCUACCAUGCUGGACAUUGUCAAGUCUGUCAAUGACUCCAUGCAUCAAAUAGCCAUCACUGGAUUUGAGGGCAACCUGAGUGAACUGGGGAAGCUGCUGAUGCAGGGAUCCUUUAAUGUGUGGACAGACCAUAAAAAAGGCCAUACCAAGAUGAGCUCGGUGGGGAUAACAGAAAAUGUCAAAGGGGACAACAAAAAGUUUGAAGUGUGGUACAAUGGCAGAGAAGAAGUUUACAUAAUCCAGGCUCCCUCCAUGGAUGUGAAGAAUAUGUGGGUGUCAGAGAUCCGUAAAGUUCUUACAGGCCAGCUAGAAGCAUGCAGAGAGGCCAGCCAGAACAAUAACUAUGGAGUCCCAAUGAGGAAUGUCCGGAAGAUGGGCCUGAGACAGUCAGAUUCAUCUAGUCCAGAGUCAGGAUUCAGGAGAGCUAACCCGAGUCCCAACAUGAGGCAGAAAAAAGCUGAUGCUUCAGCCCACUCAGCUGUUAACGCUCGGAAGCAUUUCACCUUGCAGGGACUUUCCAACAGGAGGUCUCUUCCAGCAGAACCCACAGUAAAAGAGGCAGAGGUCACGCGACGCUUCUCUCUCACUUCCUCUCUUGCCUCCUCUUCCUCUGCCAUGCGACGCACCAAAGGUCCCCUCUCUGCUAGCACUAAGAGCAAGAGACACGAGAUAAAGAGUGAUCCCACUCCAUUUGGCUAUGAAGAUAAGCUAUGUGGUGCAAUGGCUGCACACGGGAAGCAGCAAAGCAUGACCAGCAGCAUCGCUGGUGGUGCUGGUAGCAAAGCAGCUGUCCCCAGAUCAACCUCACAGCCAGGCUGGACCCAGAGACGUCUCCUCUCCAUGGACACAGAGGACUUUGAGACAAUUCCGUCCAGUGGAGAGGAGUCCUCCAACUCUUCUGAGGAUGAAGUCAACAAUAAGAAUGGUGGCAGCAGCCGGUACCGGGUGCAGCUGACAUAUGCGUCAUGUGAAGCAAAAGACCUCCAGUUUCUGGAGGAAGGAGAAAAUGGAAACUGGCUAAUCAAGAACCUUUUAACAGAGGGGCCAAGGCUGGUCCUUUUCUCUACACUUCAAACACCAUCUAAAGGAGAUAUCUUCAGUGAUCUGUGUACAGCAGCACUCUCUGAGUCUGAAGAAAACAACGUCAGUACUUGGGAAGAUGUAUCUCAGGACUGCAAAUAAAGACCAGUGGACUGUUGUAAUCCGUUUGGCUUUGAUCUCAGACAUUGAUCAGCUUAAUAACUGCAGCCUUCAACAUGUAAUUUAAAAGGAUUGUAACUACUUGUACUUCUUUUUAAUGGACUACAGAUAUGCCUUGCUCUUAUUGUUGUACUUUUUUUUUUGUUUGAUUCACUGAUGUUUGUCAGUGAGACUCCGGCAGGAAGAAGCUGGAACUUUCUCAAGUGCCACUGUUAGAAAACCUACUCCUAUAUUUUAAAAAUCAUUUCUACUAGGGAUGCACAAUAUAUCAGCACUAACAUCAGUAUCAAUCGAUUAGUAACUUUUUAAUACAUCGAUUUGAUAAAUCAAACUAGGCCAAUAUUAACAACUGAUAUUUUUUUCUAUAUUGUUGCCAUUUGUUUAUGGACGGGAGAGAAGGAGGUUGGUCGUGUGGUAUUUUUUUGGUCAUGUGAUAGUAAUGUUGAUGCAGCAAACCUCAAACAGAGAAGCACUGGGAAAGUCAGACAUAUAUAGUAUAUAGUAUAUAUAGUGUUGGUUAUUAGUCAUAGCAAUAUUAAUAUUAGCUAUUGAUAUUGGCCCAAAUGUUCAUAUUGUUGCAUCCCUAAUUUGUACUCCCACUGAGUGGAGCAGCUAUAUACAGUAAACGCAUCCCAUAACUUCAGAUUUACAGUCUCUUCAGAAACUAUUCAGAGCCACUUUUUAAAAUUAUUUUCAAUACAGUUAAAAAUGCUGCUGGUAAAAUGUGCUAAAUAUGUGAAAAGAUGAAAUUGACAUUUACUGACAUCAGCAAAUUUUCUUGAAGCUGCUUUCUUCUGCUCCUAAACCUGUUCUUUAAUAGCUUCUGUAGAAAGAAGGGAAUAACUUCUCCAUAGCCCCUUCACUGCCCUGUCACAAAAACAGGUGCCUCCUGGUAAAUGCUUGAUAUUCUUUAUUGUAAUCUCAGCCUGAGUAUUUAGUGUUUUAGUUUAAUUACAUCAAAAUGUUUUGCCACACAGGUCAAAAUUAUGACGUGAAAAGGACAUGUGGACCCCCAAAAAUGAAAAAGAAAAUCCAGAAAUGUGACAUUUAUUUUUACCCAACCAGCAAACUAAAACUUUUAUGUUUUAAUGAAUUGAAUUAAAACAUUUGUAGAAAAUGUAUCUAUAAAUCAGUAUAAUUCUGAUUUAUAGAUGCAUAAAUCAGUGUGAAUCUGAGACAUAAAUGGGGUUCUUGCUCCACUGAUCUGCCUGACUCAACCCUCUCCAUUAUCUAGAACAAAACAACGACAAAAAGAACAAAAUGUCUCCUUUGUGGCUGCAUUGUCUCAUUAUACAAUACACAUGUGAAAACAAAACUCUUAAUAUCAUGAUUCCAGUUUCUCUGUGACUUGUUAGGUGAAGAUUAUUGUGAUUGCAUUCAAUUUGAAACAACUUAAGAGAUCUGAAUAUUUUCUGAGGAGACUGUUCUGACUUGCCUUUGUGCACAUCUGUAAGAAAUUAAUAGCUGUAGAAUUACUGCAAAAUACUUACAUUACUUUAACAGCUCUUAAUAUAAAAUAUCUUUAAUUGGUUUUACAUAAGUGAAAAUUCUGAAAAAAGAUGUUGAUGAUACAAAAUUAUAACUAAUGAUUUUUAUGUCACUCAGGGGCAUAAUGGCAAUUUUUGCAGAGUUAGUUUGUUGGGGCUUGUUUACUGUGUUUUAGUUGACUUCAGAGCUGGUUAUGUUUUUUGUUUGAGCAGAUAGAAAUGCUAAAGGGGUUCAUCUGCAUACUGAUAGAUCAGCUCCAGCUUCAUGAAGAGGGGUUCUGCCCCAACCAGAGUUAGCUCUUAUGAGCCUAAAAGUGGAACAAGGCCGUGAUGCCAAUAGCACAGUAUGCAGAGUCACAUGCAACCGUGAUUAAAUGACCAUCUUGGGCUUGGACUGAUUGGUGCAACAUGAACACAUUUCUUCUGUCAGGGGUUCUUGCAUCUUGGAAAGUCUAAUUCACAACAAAUUCUUUUUAUCAGCUAAAGAUGGUUAAAUCACUUCCUGGCAGAAAAAAACAAUAAAAUCUGAUGUGUUUUCCAUUUUCUUCUUUGUACAUCAUCAUGGAAAGUAUGAGGAAGAAAUCAGAUGUCUUUUGAAGGAAAUGAUCAUUUUGGUGUUCAGAAACCGAUUUGUCUCUUCAACAUGUUAUGCUUCAUGGCCCAGAGAAAAGCUCACACUCAUUUCUACAUAAUGAGAUUCUGUUCAAAACAUUUCACACUUUGAGUUGCUGUUUUUGACUUUACACCUGCAGACAGGACACACUCAAAUAUUGUUUCUAAUAUUUGUUAUUAGGCUGCACAGUGACAGGAAAGUAAAUGCUUAGUGGUUAUAUUCAGAAAACUGUUUGACACCGUUUCUUAUGUAUAAUUAACUUGUUCUGACACAUUUCUGUUCGUUACAUUUCACCGUCAGGGUCAGCAGCAGAAGGACUUGUUUAUUCAGCUCACUUUCACAUACUGUUUAAAUUUCCAUCACAAUAUUUUUAAGACCAAGCGUGAAAGCUAAAUAUUUUACUACAGUAGUUACGUUUCAAAAUUUAGUGCUGGUCCCCAAUCUGUGAAAGCUGCCAUUUUAAAUCAGGGACACUGUAAACUAUUAUUCUAACUAUAAUCUAAAGUACACUGAAUAAAAAGUUCUGACUAUUAAACAAUAUGCUCUAAAGACUUUUAGAGAACUAAUCUUCAGUAAGCAGCGUAUGUUUCAUGAUGUAGAUAAAACAUUUGUCUUCAACUGAUAUUGAAUCUAUUUUAUCUUUUACUGCUGUGUCUAUAUACACUUGUUCCCCUCUGUUGAACAUGCAUUUUUGAACAUUUGUAUUUUGAUGACAUCACUUUGAGAACAUUGAUAUAUACUGUAGCUUCCCGGUUUCACUCCCAGAUGGAUUAUAUCUUGUUUAAAUUACCCUGGCUACAAGCUGUAAUGUGUUUGAAAUUAAUGAAUACAUCAGAGUUUAUCACAGGUUGUCAGAUAACUGGACACAUACCAUAGGGAAAGAUAUUACUGUGCUACAGUGUAAUAUAGAGUGAGCCCCUUAAUGAGUAUAUUAAUGAAUGAUUUGUUUAUAAGAAUUGAUCCAUGAGUGUAAUUUGCAUUGAUCCACAUAUUUUGUUUGACCAGAAUUAAUUGGAAAAUGCUGUAUCUUUCUUUAGGAAAUAAUUCUGUUAUACUGCAUCAUGGACAAUGCUAUAAUCUUUUCAACUGUAUAAUGUAUAUUGUAUCUGUUAUUAUAUUGUACAUAUUGCUCACAAUGAUGAAAUACCUUAACAAUAUGAAAAUUGCUGCCUUGUUUCUUUUGGACUUCUCUUUUUUUUCUCUAUUCUAUACCGUGCCUGAUAGGUGAAAAUGUGAUGCAAAAUCCAAAAGAAAAGAACUACAAUCACAGAAUAUAGGAGCAAAAACCUCCAAUCAACAAAACAAAUGCAAACAAAAAUUGUUGCAACCACUGGAAAUAGAAGCAAAAUGAAAAUGCUGCAAUUAGCAAGUAUGAAAUGCUGAAAGAUUUUUUCAUAAAAUGGAACUUCUAGACCAGUAGGGGAAGUAUGGAGCAGGUAUUUUGCUAUUUGCAGCAUUUUCCAUUUUGCUUCCAUUUUCUGUGGAUGCAGUAUUUUUCUGUGUGCAUUUGAAUUGCAUUCUUUCUCCACGUCUCCAGGCAGGCAGCCUGUAACAUCAUCAACAUUAAUUUUACAUGAUAGAGUAAUCAGAGCUUGCCCAAUAUCCACACAUUCUUGUAAACCUCUUAAUUUUUCUUAGAUUUGUGGUACAUGCUAGUCUGUAACCUAUGCUUUCUAUUCAUUACACCCAGGCAAAAUAUUAAAAGUUUGCUCAGAGUACAGUACAAUAUAAUAAUCAUAUUGGCAGCUGUCUUUGUAUGUGUUUUUAGUUUAACAUGUAAGUUUGAUCUUAAAGGGGCCGUAUUAUGAAUUUUCCAGGCACAUCAUUCUAUUUUAUAGCACAUAAAAGUAAUUAUGUUACCUUCAGUUAGUAUA